GUCCUACUUAUUGCACAACAGCUGAUAAUGUAAACAAAACUAAAACACCGAAAGUAUGCUGACACUUCCCAAAAGAUUGUUACUAAUUCCAAGUGUUCUGAAUGUGUCACAUAAGCCAUUGUCCUUUUCAAAGGAUUUCAGCACAAGAGCUUCAGAUUAUGAUCAAUACUUUGAAGUGUUGGGUGUCAGGAAUGACAGUGACCAAGCAGCUGUUCGUGAUGCCUUCCUUAAACUGGCCAAAAAAUAUCACCCUGAUGGGGGCUAUGCAACUGCAAAUGCAAUAAAAUUCCAGCAGAUUGAGAAAGCUUACAGGAAGCUCAUGGAAAAAUUCAGCAGUGAUCGACAUAAUCAUAACAAGUGUGAGGGGGAGUUUGGACUGUAUUAUGAACAGAAAAUGAAGCAGAAAAUUAUGGAGGAAUUUGAAGAAGAGGAAGAAGAUAAAAAAAGGUUUGAUGUCAAGCAAACAGCCCCUCAACACCGUCAGUACCUGAGUUACGAAGGCAUAGGCAUAGGCACCCCAGCCCAGCGCCAGAAGCAGUAUUCCAAUUUCCAGGUCCUCAGAGCAUCAGAGAACGUGAUCGAUUACAAGGUCUCACAGAUAUCAUCACAGUACCCUGAGACCUCACUUGUUGAUAAGGACAGGGCAGCAGCAAAGAAGAUCCGUACGAGGUUUGGUAUUGAACGCAUUGUUGAUGACAUGAUCCAGGAAGCCAUGGCAAGGGGAGAUUUUGAUAAUUUGUCUAAUGCUGGAAAGCCCCUGGAGACUCGAAAUCACAAUCCUUAUGUGGAUACUGUCACUCAUAAACUCAAUGAGGUGCUGAUCAACAAUGGUUAUGCUCCAGAAUGGGUAAUGCUAGAGAAAGAGAUUCGGCAGGACAGGACCAGGAUCCGGGAAGCAUUGCUGAGAGAGAGAAGACGUAUAGGACAACUACCUCUUUCACCUGAAGAUGAAGAGAAGUGGAAAUCAGCUCUCAGUCGCCAAGCGGAAUCAAUAUCAGAGCUCAAUAAAAAGAUCAACAAGUAUAACCUAUUGGUACCAAUCCUCAGCAAACAAACAGUCCAUUUCCCACUUGCAAGGGAAUCUGAAAAAGUCCUAAAGGAGGGUCUUUCCAAAGAUCAGAUCCCAGCACAAGAAGAAGCAACAGAAAGUGGUGGAAGCAUUAGUGGGAAAUCUUCAGGCAUUCGUAAGUUGUUUGACCUGUUAACAGUACUUAGAAAUCCAUGAAAAUAUAAUCAUUUUGUUUUGUUUAUAGUGAUGCAGGUAUAGAUAUUUUAAUAGCUAGUAGAGUGCAGGUGAUAAAGAACAUGAUGUAACAUUGUAUAUACUUUGUAUUUUAUAGAUUUUUGUUGGAAUAGAUUAUCACAAGAAUUGUGAAGUGAUGUGUUGGUGAUGAAUGUAUAAAAUUGUAUUUGUUUGUAUGAUUUAAAGUCGCAUAGUAAUUGAUAUUUUAUGAUUUUAGUAAAGUGCAGGUGUUAAAGAUGCAUAAAAUGUUGUUUAUGUUGUAUCUUUUAAAUUUAUGCUGUAUUUAGUAUAUACUAUGUACUUUUAUGUGAUAUAGCAAAGAGCAAUAACAAUUCAUACUGUUGAUGCCGUUUUUGUUUCAGUGUACAGUAGUUUAUAUAAAUCAAUAUAUAAAUUUUACUGA
Molecule: messenger RNA, 1646 nt
Organism: Penaeus chinensis
Lineage: Eukaryota; Metazoa; Arthropoda; Malacostraca; Decapoda; Penaeidae
Product: dnaJ homolog subfamily C member 28-like
Exons: 8
Coding region: 56-1225 (389 amino acids)
Source: RefSeq, a predicted model, not a curated record